GAAGUGAAGGUGGUCAUCGGAACUCGAGCAACCUCUUCACGUGCUUAACUUCCAUACCCAUCUCCUCCGUUUACUCCUCCAUCAUCGAUAUAUACACCGAUACAUACACCGACACAUACGCAUGAGUGUAAGUAUACGCUCAAGUGUGGGAGCAAUCUCAGAUCCCUCCAUGAAAACAACGCUUUAUAAGAUGACUCAUUUUCUGAAACGAACUCAACUCCAAGUGUGACACAUUCUCAACGAGAGAUCGUGAUCGUACUUAUAUACACACACGCACACUUGCAAAGCUUGGGAGGAAGAAGUGAUGGACAAGUAUGAGGUUGUGAAGGAUUUGGGAGCUGGAAAUUUUGGUGUGGCUCGUCUUCUUAGACACAAAGAGACCAAAGAGCUCGUUGCUAUGAAAUACAUUGAGAGAGGUCGCAAGAUUGAUGAGAAUGUGGCAAGAGAGAUUAUCAAUCAUAGAUCACUUAGGCAUCCUAAUAUCAUCAGAUUCAAGGAGGUGAUUCUGACUCCAACUCAUCUUGCAAUUGUAAUGGAGUAUGCUUCUGGAGGAGAGCUCUUUGAAAGAAUCUGUAAUGCUGGUAGAUUCAGUGAAGCUGAGGCUAGAUACUUCUUUCAGCAGCUGAUUUGUGGCGUGGAUUACUGUCAUUCACUGCAAAUAUGUCAUAGAGAUUUGAAGCUUGAGAAUACACUGCUUGAUGGUAGUCCAGCCCCGCUUUUGAAAAUCUGUGAUUUUGGUUACUCCAAGUCAUCUCUGCUUCACUCUAGACCUAAAUCAACUGUUGGUACUCCAGCUUAUAUCGCACCUGAAGUUCUUUCCCGAAGAGAAUAUGACGGAAAGCAUGCGGAUGUUUGGUCCUGUGGUGUGACUCUUUAUGUGAUGUUAGUUGGAGGUUAUCCGUUUGAAGACCCGGAUGAUCCGAGAAACUUCAGGAAAACAAUCCAACGUAUAAUGGCUGUCCAGUACAAGAUCCCGGAUUACGUUCAUAUAUCGCAGGAGUGCAGACACCUUCUCUCUCGCAUAUUUGUCACUAAUUCAGCUAAGAGAAUCACACUUAAAGAGAUCAAGAAGCAUCCAUGGUACUUAAAGAACUUGCCAAAGGAGCUUACAGAGCCUGCUCAAGCGGCGUACUACAAGAGAGAAACCCCAAGCUUUUCCCUCCAAAGCGUAGAGGACAUAAUGAAGAUCGUUGGAGAAGCCAGGAAUCCAGCUCCGUCUUCUAAUGCCGUCAAGGGCUUUGAUGAUGAUGAGGAAGAUGUGGAGGACGAGGUUGAAGAAGAAGAAGAAGAAGAAGAAGAAGAGGAGGAAGAAGAGGAAGAGGAAGAAGAUGAAUACGAGAAGCAUGUUAAAGAGGCCCAUUCUUGUCAAGAGCCUCCCAAAGCUUAAGAAACUCUCACUCUGUUGUGUAAUAUUCAAUCUCCUUGUAUCUUUACGUUUAUGUGAAUUCGAAGUUUCAAAACUUUAUCUACGCAAUUGACCAAUUAGUUAUCAUAGCAUUUGAACAUUCGGCUUCAAUACACAAACAGGAACAGUAACAACAACCUCUGUAAAUAACAUAGCUCAGGUUUGAACAUAGUGAAAGGAAGUACCUUUUACUCGUAUACAUAAUCAGAUCUCAUCGUGCUACAUUCUAAAUUCACAACACUAGAGACGUAGAAGGAGAGAGAAAGAGAGAGAGAGAGA
Arabidopsis thaliana (thale cress) is the source of this 1684-nucleotide messenger RNA. RefSeq names its product SNF1-related protein kinase 2.5 (gene SNRK2.5). Lineage: Eukaryota; Viridiplantae; Streptophyta; Magnoliopsida; Brassicales; Brassicaceae. The record is from RefSeq and is marked reviewed. Gene Ontology annotation, biological process: response to osmotic stress. Gene Ontology annotation, molecular function: protein serine/threonine kinase activity; protein serine kinase activity; protein kinase activity. Bases 305 to 1387 code for a protein of 360 amino acids. The transcript is spliced from 9 exons.